AUGAACCGAUCUUCUUCCAACAAUACAUCCACCGGUGAAUCAGGAACUCAUCGAUGGCCUCCUGCUCUUCCCAAUGCUCAUCAACCACCACCACCACCUCCUCCGCAUAUGGGUCGCAAUGUCCGCCCUCGUAAUAUGGCUCGCAGAUCACUACCGACCCAUGAAGCUCAAAAACGUAUCACCAAUUUUGGUCCUUAUUGGUUACCAUCCCCAUAUAUGACACCUGACUUAGUUCCAUAUCAACUAACCCCCGUGCGUGCUUUAGCACCGGAAUAUUCUCAAACUGAAACGACAAAUCUUGCAGUGCCGAAGCUGUUUGCAGCCCGAAUUGUGCAGCUGAAAGAAGAGUUGAGAUUGGAAGACGAAGGGGAGGCCGUAAAAUGGCUUCUUAAGCAAUCUGAACCAGCCAUUAUCUCCGCCACUGGAACUGGUACGAUGCCAAUCAUGAGAUCCUCCUCUGCCGGCCAUUCCAACGUUCGUCGUGGUGGACCGUUGGUUAUCAGUGCUCCGCUAGCGGGGAAUGAUUAUGAUACUGAUCAUGGUGAAUCAUCUACUGGGGAUAACGAGUGA
This is a messenger RNA of Cynara cardunculus var. scolymus (artichoke), 570 nucleotides long. Its product is annotated as transcription factor TCP20-like. NCBI's taxonomy places the organism in Eukaryota, Viridiplantae, Streptophyta, Magnoliopsida, Asterales, Asteraceae. Gene Ontology annotation, molecular function: DNA-binding transcription factor activity; sequence-specific DNA binding. Bases 1 to 570 code for a protein of 189 amino acids. The transcript has a single exon. The record is from RefSeq and is a predicted model, not a curated record. Gene Ontology annotation, cellular component: nucleus.